Wasmannia auropunctata (little fire ant) is the source of this 678-nucleotide messenger RNA. RefSeq lists its product as uncharacterized. Gene Ontology annotation, molecular function: sequence-specific DNA binding. Lineage: Eukaryota; Metazoa; Arthropoda; Insecta; Hymenoptera; Formicidae. The annotation marks the transcript as partial. The record is from RefSeq and is a predicted model, not a curated record. The transcript has 2 exons.
AUGGUACGUAGAUGCUGUGUGCCCAAAUGCAUCUCAAAAAAGGAUAUACCUGUACAUCGACUUCCACGAGAUGAUCAUAAAGCAAAACAAUGGCUUAGAACAAUUGGAAGAACUGAUUUGAUAGAUGCAUCGGAAAAAGUAUUGAAAGAAUUACGAAUCUGUACUCUACAUUUUCCAGAGCAUAUGAUUUUUGCUCACACAAAAAGACGCAUAUUAAAAAAUGAUGCUAUUCCAUCUAUGCAUCUAAGUAAUGACAUAGAAGAUAUUAAUACAAACAUCAAUUUGGACAGUUAUACUAAUAAUAACAUUAAUUCAGACAUCAAUUUGGAUAGUACUAAUAAUAGCAUUAUGCCAUACAUCAGUGCCAGUACCAGCAGCGUCAAUAAUGAAGCAGUGGAAAAUGUAGAGCGCUAUUCUAAUUUUAUAUCGAUAGAGAAAUCUAAGGACAAAGAAGUCAAAGAACAAAAAAGCCAACAAGAACAGAAAGUAUUACAAUCACAAAUAAAGACAAGAAGAUUAAAGAAAUGUAUUUAUAAAAAGAAGAAAAUCAUUGACAUACUAAAACAAAAGAAGAAUUUAUAUCGUGGUAAUAAAUGGAGCAUUAUCACUGCAGACUUAACAAAGUCUCAAAAAAUAUUUUUUGACAUAAUUGAAAAAAAUCUGAAACGUGAACCAAAG